This is a messenger RNA of Callorhinchus milii (elephant shark), 4077 nucleotides long. It is a transcript of the gene zzz3, whose product is annotated as zinc finger, ZZ-type containing 3. Gene Ontology annotation, molecular function: zinc ion binding. NCBI's taxonomy places the organism in Eukaryota, Metazoa, Chordata, Chondrichthyes, Chimaeriformes, Callorhinchidae. The coding region runs from base 124 to 2835 and encodes 903 amino acids. The transcript is spliced from 12 exons. The record is from RefSeq and is a predicted model, not a curated record.
GGCUGGAGCAUGGUCCGCGGCAAGAUGGCGGCCGAGCGCUGGUUCAACCAGUGCGGAAGUGAGGUUUUCUUCACAUGGUGCUGAUGAGUGAAUCAUGAUGAUAUUGUAGGGAUUUGCCAUAUUAUGGCUGCUUUUCGAUCUCAGCGUGUCACAAGAUCAUCAGUUGGGUCGAAUGGUUUGGAUGAAAACUUCUGUGGCCGAACCUUGAGAAAUCGUAGUAUUGUUCACUCUGAAGAUUCUUCUCCACUUUCUCAUCUAAGAUCUCGAUCACCCAAAAAGAAGCAGGACGGUAUACAACAACAAAAGGGUACUAAUGGAGGAAGGGUCACGGAAUGUAAACAGCAGAGUGUUCGAGAAUCGUGGGUGAGCCCUAGGAAAAGGGGAUUAUCGUGUUCUGAAAAGGAUAAUAAUGAAAAAAAAGCUUUAGACAUUUGUGAUACAGUAUCGCCAGUUUUUAAACGUGUAAAACGCUGUUCCCGAUCAGAAACCAUUGAUGGUUCAGAAGAUGUUUCACCUGUGAAAAAUGAAAAACAGCCACUAGAAAGAAAAAGUUUGGCUGUAAAUAAUGACGGGGACUCGUCACAGCUUAAGCGAGCUCGACGAUUUCUUUUACUGGAUGAUUGUGACAAAAGGGAGGUCAAAAAGGGGAAAGAUUUGGACAACGGACAGAACAGUUCUGUGUUGCCUGUAGAGGUAACUGCUCACCAGACUUCCAAUGGGAUCAAUGAAAAAGAUGCUGCUGUUCCAGAGUUUAGUGAGUGUGAAUCUAUUCAUUUGAACAAUAAACCAAAAUGUGUUGAUGUUGAUACAUGUACAUCCGUUUUACUGACUGAAAUUGAAAAUAGUAAUUCAUGCGAUCACUCAGUACUGCUCAAUGGCAGUAAGAUCGUCACUGUUUCAGAGCCUGAUGUGCCUUGUACAGAUUCAGAGUGGGAAGGCUACAGCAUAGUGAGUGAUUGCCCCUCUGUAUCACAAACUAGUCAAUCACAACAAUCUACCGCAGUUCUAGCAAUCGAAAAUCCAUCACAAAUCAGGGAGUCUGAGGAAGAAGUGGAUGUUGUUGGAGAUAGUUCAUGCCAGUUGAAGGAACAGUGUUUUGAAAAUGCCAAUUGCAGUAUCGAUACUGCUCAGGACAUUGAACAGUUCUCAGGGGUGACUGAUUCAUCUGCAGUGCUGGACUCUGGAUUAGUUCCCUUGGCUGAGCCUCAAGAACAUAGAUAUGCAUUGAGAACUUCACCCAGAAGGGCUGCCGCUGUUAAGUGCAGUCCUCAAAAGAUAAAUUCACCUUUAAGGGACAAUGGACAGCCUGAAGACAAAAUUCCCAGCCUUAAUGAAAUGGAAAAGGCUGUAGGAACAGUUGCUGCUGGCACUGAGCAUUGUAUGGAAUUUGAAGAAGAUUCUCAAUCCAAGAGAGACCUGCCUCAGGACUCUGUUGGAGAAUGUUUCAAUGGAAAUAUGUCUGAUUUACCCACGGACUUGGGCCUGGGAAGUGGGCACUUAUAUACUAGCAGGGAGAGUAGCAGCCAGCAAACUAGAGAAGAAGAGGAGGAAGAACCUGACGUGUACUACUUUGAAUCAGAUCAUGUGGCACUGAAACACAACAAAGAUUACCAGAGGCUGCUGCAGACCAUUGCUGUACUAGAAGCUCAACGAGCUCAGGCUGUUCAGGACCUGGAAAACUUAAGCAAACACCAAAAGGAAGCACUCAAGGACCCUAUUACAUUUGUAGAAAAUCUCCAACAAAAGAUUGAUAUGGAGCUUCCAUGUUCACAAAGAGUUGUUCAGCUGCCUCAGAUUCCAUGGGAUCACUAUACAUCUGGCCUUGGCAAUUUUGAGAAAGAAUACAGAAAUAAGAAACACAACACAAGAAGGCUAAAGUUAAUCUUUGACAAAAGAUUACCUCUAAGACCAAAAAGUCCUGUUGAUUCCAAGAAAGAUGGGGAGUCAUCAUCGUCUUCUUCUUUUUACUGUUCAACGUUGCCUUCAAGUGAUACCCCAGAGGUAAUGGCCACAAACAGUCGCACACAGGUAAUAAGAGGACGGAUUUGUGAUGACUCUAAAUCAGAAACCUAUAACCAGCUGUGGAGUAUAGAAGAACAGAAAAGAUUGGAGGAACUGCUCCUUAAAUACCCACCAGAAGAAGUGGAAACACGUCGCUGGCAGAAGGUAGCAGAUGAACUAGGCAGCCGAACUGCCAAGCAGGUUGCCAGUAGGGUGCAGAAGUAUUUCAUUAAAUUGGCUCAGGCUGGAAUCCCUGUUCCUGGAAGAACUCCAAACUUGUAUUUGUCCUCUAAGAAGGCAUCAAAUAGGCAGCAGCAUCCUCUCAAUAAACACCUUUUCCGCCCAUCAACCUUCAUGACAUCGCAUCAAGCUCCUGUGUAUAUGGAUGAUGAAGAUGACAGGAGUAGCUUCUACAGCAGUCAACUGGAUGCUUCUGCUGACUGCGAAGUCUCAGAUGAUGAAAGCAUUCCACCUGCCUAUCGACUUACACCAGAAUACAAAGAGCUGCUAAGGUUAAAAAAAAUGAAAAAGCAUAAACUUGACCAGAUGCAAGCAGAAAGUGGUUUUGUGCAACAUAUUGGCUUUAAGUGUGACAACUGCGGAACAGAUCCCAUUCUUGGGGUGCGGUGGCAUUGCCAGGACUGUCCACCAGAUGGUUCAGUAGAUUUCUGUGACAGUUGUUCUGACUGCCUGUAUGAAACAGAGAGUCAUAAAGGUGAUCACCAGCUGGAGCCUAUCUACAGAGUUGAAACAUUUCUGGACAGAGACUACUGCUUGUCUCAGAGUACCGGUUACAACUACCUUGAUCCAAACUACUAUCCUGCAAACAGAUGACAAGAGGGCACAGUUGAAAAACCAUUGAUUUGAGAUCCUCAUCACUGCAUUACAAAGGCUCCAUUGUUAAUUCCAUGCACAGAUUGGAAGAGUUCUGCUAUGCCGAAAACAUCUGUCCACAGAUGACCACUUCACUGGCAUCCUCAUCAGCUGUGGCUCUGUGCUGCCACAGUCUUAUAGGUCAUUCAACAGCAGCUGAACAUUCCUUAACUUCCAGAAGGUUUUCUCAGAAGCCUUUUGGAGUCCUCUCAGUACGUUCAUUACCUCCUGGAGAUGAAGGCAGAGGAUGGGAAAACAAAAUGGGUGCAAACUGUAAACCUAGUUAUUUAAUUCCAAAGGUAAGAUGGUUUCUGUGACAAGGACUGAUCUGUUAUCAUAAUAUGAUGUAGAUAAAUGUCGGUAGACAAGUAUUUAUGAAACAACAAAAUACAUUAGAUUGCUAUCACGUUGUGUAGUUUCAUAGUCUUUAUCAGCACAAGGGUUGUCAUUUGUUGCAGGAAAAAAGACUAGGUUUUAGCCACGAAAGAAUUCUAUUGAAUUUAUUAAACUAAUGAGGUCUACAGUAAAUUUCUGGACCUGGUUAUGAUCCUGUGCUAGCCUGCAUAACAUAAUCAGCUGCUUAAUCUAGCAGACCUUUCAUCUUCUAUCUAUUAGCCCCUCCACUGAGCAACAGAAGCACUACCUGAGGCAAAGAGAAAAUCGAAAAAUUGUGGCUUUGUUUCCCCGACAAGCUGAUGAGUUGAAGUUUGAAUACCAUUCAGUUGUCAGUGAAAGUGUUUUUAGAUGUAAUGUGCUAUAAGAUGAUUAUGUAAUGUGUACAAAAUAUGGUGAAAAAGUACAGUGGUAGCAACAGUGUACAUCACUUUAUAUACGCCCCACCCCACACUUCCUUCAGAAUUAAAUAGAGCCCUUUCCCCUAAAAUGAGAGUUGUCUCUACAACUCAUUAACAAAACUGCCUAAAGAUAAUCAAGUAUUAUAAUUAAUUCCCUUUUUGUAGUCUGCACAAGCUCCAUUUGCUGAAAGAUUGUAUUUUUACUAUGUAUUUAAACAAUUGAUCAAAACUAGUCAGCAAUGAGCAAGAGUUCACUUGCGUCCUUUUAUACUAGUAGUUGUUGUGCAUCAAUUAGAACAUUUUUGUACGGUUUCAGUUUUUGGCCUCAUCUGUGUGUAUGCAAUAUGUUCUUAUACAGAUCUGUACAACUGUCAGGACAACUGUGAGAAAUAAAAUCAUGUGGAAAUAG